AUGCGUCCUCCAACCAGUCGACCCGCUGACAAUGGGCCCCCAAUCCGAGUCGCCAUCAUCGGCACCGGCCUGGCCGGUCUGACGACCGCUCACCUCCUGCAGAGCGACGACCAAAAUCGUUAUGCUGUAACCCUCUUCGAACAGGCCAACGGCCUCUCGUUCGACUCGGCCUCGGUCGCCGUCCGCAAUGAAGCCACCGCCACCGUCGAGCGCAUCGACCUCCCCAUGCGCGCCAGCGCCGGCGGCUACUACGACAACCUCAUGCGCAUGUAUGCCCACCUCGGCGUCCCCCUGCACCCGGUACGCUUUCUCUUCGUCUUUGCCCGCGCCCUGGCCGACUCGGCGGCCGCUGCCGCCGCCGCCGUCACGACCUCUGGAGAGCGAACUCAGAAGCAGCAGCCCGUCGGCGCUGCUCCGGGCACCUACUUUGUCCACGCUUCCAACCUUCACCAGACGCCCCCUCCACGUCCCGCCCGUCACAGUCUCCUGCGUCACUUCCUCGAGAUCCUGUUCCUCAUCGUCUGCCAGCUCUGGUUCUCCCUCGCCUGCUUCCUCGUCCAGCCCAAGGAAGCCACGACGACCACCGGCACGGGCAGCACAGCCGAGUCCCUCGACGGCUACCUCCGGAGGAUAUGCAUCCCCCGCCGCUACGUCACCCACUACCUCCUGCCCCUCAUGGCCAGCGUCUCCACCUGCUCCCACGACGACAUGCUUGCCUUUCCUGCCAGCGAUGUCGUCAGCUACAAGUGCCGCUCCCAUGGCCAGCAGCAUUUUGCCGUCUGCGGUGGCGUCAGCCAGGUCCAGGGUCGCCUCGUUCGUGGCAUCAACGACGUGCGGCUCUCGACGCGGGUCCUCGCCGUCGAGCCGUGUGCCGACCGUGAAGCUGUUCUCGUCAGGUCGCAAAAGCUGGGCGGCACUGGCCGUGGCGAGGACGAGGCCCAGGAGGACGAGUUUGACCGUGUUGUGCUUGCCGUCUCGCCAGACGUUGCAGGCCGGCUAUUCAAGCCGCUGCGAUCCGCCGUCGAGAGGAUCCCCGUGAGACAGGUCGAGAGCUCGAUCCUCACGCAUGCGGCCGAGGCGGGCGGCGCACCGGCGCACACCGUCGUGGACGGCUACCAGGGCGUCAGGGGCUGCAUGCACCACGACGAGGGCGAAGCAUCGCCGUCGCAGGUCAUCACGCUGCGGACGGCGGUUCAGCAAGAUGGGGCGCCGACUCGGAGGGCGCUGCACGCCAUGCCCCAGCGGCGUCGUCGGUCAGCACGUGUCCGCUCAACCGCCGCUGCCGACGCGAAGCGCACCGCUGCACCACAGCCAGAAUUCACGAGGACGUUUGCGGAACGACAAAAAAACAGGCUUGUAGUGAAACAAAAUUAA
Molecule: messenger RNA, 1374 nt
Organism: Verticillium alfalfae VaMs.102
Lineage: Eukaryota; Fungi; Ascomycota; Sordariomycetes; Glomerellales; Plectosphaerellaceae
Exons: 2
Coding region: 1-1374 (457 amino acids)
Molecular function (GO): oxidoreductase activity
Source: RefSeq, a predicted model, not a curated record